UCGCCAGCUACCGUUUAACUCAACGAGCAAGAAGCAUCUCCACAAUUUUCACAAGCUUCGAGCUAAAUGUUCCGAUAAAUAUCUCAUUUAGAUGACAAAUAACUCGUUACAUGAGGUGAUGUUCAGCAGAUGCGAUUGCCAUGGAAGCGGACAAGAUACCUAAAUUCUCCUCCAAGGAUGAGGAAAUCAACUUUUGGAAAGCGCUCUUCGUCAAGUAUAAGGCAAACUACCAGGAGGCUCACGAGGAGCUGCUGGAGUUCCAGGAGGGCAGCAGGGAGCUGGAAGCUGAACUGGAAGCUCAGCUGGGCCAGGCCGAGCAUCGCCUGAAGGACCUCCAAUCAGACAACCUUAGGCUGAAGAACGACGUGGAGUCGCUCAAGGAGAGGCUGGAGCAGCAGUACUCACAGAGCUACAAGCAGAUAUCCGUUCUGGAGGACGACCUGGUGCAAACGCGCAGUAUCAAGGAGCACCUCCACAAAUACGUGCGAGAACUGGAACAGUCCAACGAUGACCUGGAACGAGCCAAGAGAGCGACCAUCAUGUCCCUGGAGAACUUUGAUCAGCGUCUGAACCAGGCCAUCGAGAGGAACGCCUUUCUGGAGAGCGAGUUGGAUGAGAAGGAGUCGCUUCUCGAGUCCGUUCAGAGACUCAAAGAUGAAGCCAGAGACUUGCGUCAGGAGCUUGCAGUGCGUGAACGUCAGGCGGACGUGAGCCGGACAUCGGACUCCGGCUCUCCCACGCAUGACGACGUCAAGAUGGUCUCACCGUCGCUCUCCACGCCUGCCACGCCUCUCAGUAAAGGUCUGGACAACGCGCUCCUCGCAGACGGCACAGGACUUGGCACAAGUUACACCAGUCACUCACCACUGACUCCAUCAGCACGGAUAUCAGCGCUCAACAUCGUCAGCGACCUACUGAGAAAAGUCGGAGUUCUGGAGGCCAAACUAGCUGCGUGCAGGAAUCUGGCUAAAGAGCAGCAGGCCAAGAAAAACUACGCUCUGGACAAUGGCAACAUCCUCAAUGCCAAUAGCGCAUAUUCCCAGUCACUGCGUAUCACCUAUUUGGACAAAGCCAGAGGGGCAAGCAGCCUUGAUCCAGGGACCCUCACAGUCAUCACGGUCCCUCCCGCUGCCUCUUCUGCCAGCUUGGUGCCCCUCACAAUUUGAACACCGUACCAACCACUACAGACCCCCAACAAAGACCUCACAGCACCACGAGACAAAUUGAUAUGCAAAUGUGUUCACUCAUCACUCGGCAAUAAGUCAAAGCGAGCGUUCACAUGCGCGUUGGAGUGUUUCCUGACUAACUAUCUUAUUUAUUGAGGAUUGUAGAUGUUUAAAGUCUUAACAGAGAGGUGGUCUUUUUCAUUUUAUUUACCUUUUGUUCAAAUGUGUGUCACUUUUGGUCAUAUUGAUCGUUUACGUUCCACUUAGAGGUGGCAGGAAACCAAUUCAUCCACUUAAAACAGUUAAUGGCUAUGAUGGACUAAAAUAAUAUAUAUGUAUGUGUGUGACUUAAUGUGUAAUUAAUUAAAAUUGGAAUUAUCACAAGUGUUCAUUAAAUGUCAGUGAUUGAACAGUAAAUUUGUUAAAAAAAAAUGUAGGGAAAUAUUCAAUUGAAUUAAGAAUUUUUUCCAAAAUGAUUUGGUAUUUUAAUGAAUUCAUAACUUUGCGUACCUUCUGCUCAUUUGGAAAUGCAAAUCUUUCAACAAGAAACUGAAAAAAUCCAAAAUAUGUAAAAGGGAUAGCUCAUUUUAAAUUGGAUCACAGUGCGAUACUUGCAGGGUCCCGUUUGAGGAGCAUGACUUUUUUUUUUUAAUACAAUACUGCUACUAAUAAUGCAUCAGAUGUAUAUGGCACUUUUCUGGACAAAGGAUGGCAAAGAAGAGAAAUCUUUAUUUGACAAAGCCAGUAACAAACUCCUGGUGUGUUUCUAUUUUGUCAAUAAAGAUGGCUCUGGGUGAACAAACAUUGAGGUCACCAAUGAUAUCCAAUGAGUCUAGUUUCUAAGGAAACAUUAAACAUGAGUGUCCAUUUGUGAUUUGUCGACCUGUUGUGAUGUAAUUGCACUAUUUAUUAAUCAAAUGAAAUCGGUGAAACUGAA
Molecule: messenger RNA, 2103 nt
Organism: Syngnathus acus (greater pipefish)
Lineage: Eukaryota; Metazoa; Chordata; Actinopteri; Syngnathiformes; Syngnathidae
Product: nuclear distribution protein nudE-like 1-A
Exons: 9
Coding region: 141-1166 (341 amino acids)
Biological process (GO): centrosome localization; vesicle transport along microtubule; mitotic centrosome separation
Cellular component (GO): kinesin complex; kinetochore; centrosome
Molecular function (GO): microtubule binding
Source: RefSeq, a predicted model, not a curated record